This is a messenger RNA of Peronospora matthiolae, 711 nucleotides long. NCBI's taxonomy places the organism in Eukaryota, Oomycota, Peronosporomycetes, Peronosporales, Peronosporaceae. The record is from the annotation of a GenBank genome assembly.
AUGCCGACACCCAGCAACCGUCGGAAUGCCAACCGUGCCCGGUGCCAAUUCAUCGGUUGCGAAAAGUUUGCCCAAACCCGUGGCCUCUGCAAGGCGCACGGUGGCGGGUCUCGCUGCCGCGAUCCGCACUGCAAUAAGCUCGCCCAAAGCCGCGGGUUGUGCAUUGCCCACGGUGGAGGUCGUCGGUGUCAAGCUGACCACUGUAGCAAGCUGGCGCAGUCCAAGGGGUUUUGCAUCUCGCACGGUGGCGGUCGCCGCUGUACGAUCCCAAACUGUGAAAAGUUUUCACAGGUCAAGGGCCGCUGCAAGUCUCACUCGAAGCUCGUAGUGACUGCUUCGUACCCUUCGUUUCACGGGGUAGUGACCCCACCAAGCUCGACAAGCUCGGCCGCAAUCUCCCCUACCAGCACGAAGCUGUCGAUCGAUUUUCUGCUUUCGCGCAGCACUUCCAUUGGUGACAAGGCUCCAUCUCAGCUGCCGAUGCAAGGAGCACCAGCUCUUUAUCCCACUCCUCACGUCGCGAAUCCGUUCAUGUGUACUGCUGGGAUGAGAAGUGCCCCUCGAUACGAAACGAAUGUCAUGGCAACCCAGCGCUCGCUACUGUCGUUCCUCCAGCCCUGCCAUGCGGAUCUUUCGUACUCGGCACCGCAACAUCAGUAUGUCAAGUUUCUACGAGGCCCCGAUGCUACCAUUGCUCCGAUGUUUCGGUAG